This is a messenger RNA of Schistosoma spindalis, 3806 nucleotides long. The record is from the annotation of a GenBank genome assembly. Lineage: Eukaryota; Metazoa; Platyhelminthes; Trematoda; Strigeidida; Schistosomatidae.
AAAUAAAGAAGAAAAUAUUGAUACAAUUGUAAAUAAAUUAUAAACAAGAAACAUAAUUUUAAUAUUCUAAUUACUUAUUAUAAUCUUAUAAAAUAUCUUUACUUGAUUUAAAACAAAGUUCAUAGUUACCUAUCAUAUUUGUAAUUAUACAAUAAGUUAAUGAGUAAAUAUUUUCUAAUAAAGUAUUCAUGAUAAUUAUAUUGUAUUAAACGGGAAAGAACAAAAAAAGAAAGAAAGAAUCCUAAAUGAUAAUAUUGGAAAUUUUUUAAAUAUAAAAAUGCAUCAUAAUAUUUCUAUAUUAUCAAUGGAUAAAUCUAAAAAUUUAAAUCAUUCCAUAAAAUAUUUCAAUGAUUCAUUUAAACAAACAUAUAAUCAACAUUUAUGGAUUGAUAAUAUAAAAUCUCAAAUGAAUUCUAAUGGAAAAUAUAAAAUUAUACGUACUAUAGGACAAGGAAAUUUUGCUAAAGUUAAAUUAGCAAUUCAUUUAUUAACUGGACGUGAAGUUGCGAUCAAAAUGAUUGAUAAAAUCAAAAUGUAUAAAACUUGUCGAGAUAAAUUAACAAGAGAAGUUAGAGUGAUCAAAUCAAUUAAUCAUCCAAAUAUUGUUCAGUUAUACGAGGUGAUUGAAACAGGAAGAUAUGUUUAUUUAGUGAUGGAAUAUGCCAAGAAUGGUGAAAUGUUUGAAUAUCUUUUGAAGUAUAAUAGAAUGAAUGAAUCUGAUGCACGUGGAAAAUUUCGUCAAAUACUUUCUGCUGUACAAUACUGUCAUCGGAAAAAUAUUGUUCAUCGAGAUUUAAAAGCAGAAAAUCUUUUACUCGAUCAUCAGAAUAAUAUUAAAUUAGCUGAUUUCGGUUUUGCCAAUCAUUUUAAUGCAACAUCAUUAUUGGAUACAUUUUGUGGAAGUCCACCUUAUGCUGCACCAGAAUUAUUAAAUGGUGAGAAAUAUAUCGGUCCAGAAGUUGAUGUAUGGGCAUUAGGUGUUAUAUUAUAUUUAUUUAUAAGUGGUUCAUUACCAUUUGAAGCAUCGAAUUUAAAAGAAUUACACAGACGUAUUACUCAAUGUGAUUAUCGUAUUCCAUAUUUCAUGUCUACUAAAUGUGAAUUAAUUAUUAAACGUAUGCUAGAAAUUGAUCCUAUAAAACGAAGUUGUUUAGAGGAAUUAAUGGAAGAUCCAUGGAUUAAUAUUGGGUAUGAACACGAUCCAUUAAAACCGUAUGUUGAACCUCGAGAAAAUUAUAACGAUCCAGUCCGUAUUGCCCUUAUGAAUAAACUUGGAUUUAGUAAUGAAGAUCUACGUGAAACGUUUGAAAAACACCUAUUUAAUAAUAUCAGAGCAACAUAUCUCUUGCUGGCCGAUAGUGAAACACAGCAGAGAAUCGGGAAGCAGCUGAUAUCCGUUGGGAAUAUGUUAUCCAGUAGUAAUUUAAAUUUAGAUAUUGAGGGGAAACGCCGUCAUAAAUCUGUUGAAAGGAAAUUGAGCAUAAAAGACGAACCGAAAUCGGAACCAAUUCAACGUUAUACAACUCCAGUGAUUAUUUCUACUUCUCGUGAUGAACAUAAACCAAUUGUUGCAAAUAACCAAAUGGAUUUAAUCAUUACAUCUGAUCCAGAUUUAUAUAAAACUAUAGAGAAAACAAUGAAAUGUUUUGAUUCACAAGAUAUUUCUUGUUCUAGUACAACAACAACAACGAACAAUCCAACUAAUAUUCUAUCGAAUGAUUGCAAACCUUCAUGUAAUAUGCAUCGUGUACGUGCUAAAUCAUUGAACAAUAAUGCUGAAAUAAAUGACUCCAAUGAGAAAGUGGUUAUUUAUAAUUUGGAGAAUGAUGAAGAUCAGUUAAAGAAUGGUCAGGUUGUAAAUAAUGCCAAAAGUAUAAAUUCAUACAAACAAAAUCAUUUAAAACGUCAUUUCAUCAUUGAUAGAGCACAAACAGCUGUUCCUAUUUCAUUAGAAUCACGUUUAAAACAAAAUGUGAUUAUUAUUACUGAUAAAACAUCCAGUUGGGAUAAUUUACCAUAUGAUCAUAGUGGUAGAGCAACAGUACCAAUUGUAACAUAUCAACAUGAAAAUCAAUAUUUUCAUGAUGGUAAUUCAUUCCAAAAUCAACAUUCAGGUAAUAAUAAUAAUAAUUAUUAUUAUUAUUAUAAAAACGGAAUAUCAAAUCAUCAUAAUCUAAAUUAUACACACUGUUCAAAUACAAAAUAUCAAAGAAAUAGUAAUGUAACAAUUCAAUCUAUAUGUACUAAUUCAGAACAUAAAUCUCAAAAAGAACAAUUAGAAAAUAUAAUAUCUAAUAAUGAUAAAUAUGAAAUUAAUGAAGAAAAUGAUUUUAAAAUAGUUGUUUUUCAAAAAGAAAGAAAACAUGAUCUUUAUCGAUCACCAUUACCUAAUAGUUCAUCACCGAAUAAUAAAUUACCUAUCAAAGUAAACAUAAUAAAUCAUGUAAAUAAUUCAAAUAAUAUUAAACUAGACAAUUAUAAUAAGAACCAAUCAAAUGAUAAUCAACAAUAUAAAAUUAUUAAUUUAACCAAUAAAAAUACAAUUUCACUUAAACGAAAUCAACCAAUUAAAUUGUACGAAAAUAAUAAAUUUUCUCAAAUCAAACAAAAUGGUUAUAAUAAUGAUGAGAAUAAUAAUAAUUUGAAAGGACCACAAAUGAAUAUAAAUCAUUUGAGUAAAAACAAUAGUUUUGGUAAAAAGGAAUCAGAAAUAUUUAUUACAAAAAAAGAUAAUAUAUCAGAACGAAAAUUUCCUCAAAAUAAAGAAGUAAUGUAUAAUGGAAAUUUGUACAAAGAAAUUCAUGAAGAAAAUAAUAAACAAUUAACUAGAGAACAAAAACGAUCUUUUUUACCAUCAUUUUCUAUAACGAAAGAAAAAGGGCAAAAUUCAAAAGAAAUACUUGACAAAAUAUAUAUAUAUACACUAAAUUCUAAAUUAGUUAAAUGUGAUACUUCAGUUGGGAAAUCUUUUGUAAAACCACAAGAUUUUCAAUCUAAUUUAAAUUGUUAUGAAUCAAAGAAUACUACUACUAUUACUAGUAACAAUAUAAGUAGUACAACUGCUCCAAAGGUAAACAAUACACACUAUUCAAAUGGUUGUGCGACCAAAACUAAUUUCGGCCAAUGUUGGAGCAACAGCGGAACUUCCCGACAGAACCCCAAUAGCAUAAAUAACAUUCGCCAUCAUAAUAACAAUAAUAAUAACAGCCCACAACAACAUAACACUACACAAGUUCCUAAAAUAAGUCAGUUGAAUUGGUCCUAUGGGGUAGCUGUACAAAAUUCAAAUCUCAAAUUAUUACUACGUACAUUAGAUCAAGUUGUAAAGAAGUCUUAUAUUGAUCAUGUACAUCUCAGUCCUUAUCAUAUUCUUUGCUCACAACAUGUACAUUGUAAUUAUCAAAGUCAAAAUAAACACAACAAUAAUCAGCACACUAAAAUUCCGUCACACUUCAAUCAUGGUAAGCUUUAUAAAAAUAGUUAUAACCGUGAUAAAAUAUCUUCUUUGUUAAAAUGGGAAAUGGAAGUUGUACAUCUGCCAAGAUUUCAGACAUAUGGUAUACGUUUUAAGGGAAUCGAUGGAGAUCCUCGACACUUAAGAUCUAUGGAAAAAUCACUUACUGCACAACUUGUACAAACUAUGAAUAGUAUAAAAUAAGCUAUCAUUAUAACCUUGAUUUCUAUUCCUGUGAAUUUUUUGUAAAGGAAGAAAACAUUAAAACUAAUAGUAUACUACUUUCACUUCUGUGUACAUUUUAUUCGACUGAUCUAACUACUAAUGAGUAGAUAAAUAUAUUGAGAUAAAA